Molecule: messenger RNA, 1065 nt
Organism: Eimeria tenella
Lineage: Eukaryota; Apicomplexa; Conoidasida; Eucoccidiorida; Eimeriidae
Exons: 2
Coding region: 1-1065 (354 amino acids)
Source: RefSeq, a predicted model, not a curated record
AUGCAGCGCCGCAGCUUUUCCUGUCUUUCUUUGUUUCCUUCUUUUUUGAUUUUUAGUUUAUUUUAUUUUAUUUUAUUUCUUUUUCUUUUCGCGGGCGCGAGUCUUUCCCCGGCUAGUCCCCUUUCGCCCAAGCUGAGGGGCCCCGUGGAGUUUCCCGCUGCCGCUGCAGCAGCAGCAGCAGCAGGCUUGGGACCCGCGCCAGCAGCAGCAGCAGCGCCCGAGGACGGCGACGCAGCGCGUCUGUGGGAAGCAGCAGCCGCCGUACCCGGAGCAGCAGAAGGCGGCGCUGCUGCGCAUGCAUCGCCGCCGGGUUCGCCAGGGUCGCCAGCAGCAGCAGCAGCAGCAGCAGCAGCAGCAGGAGGUCCGGAGAGCCUGCCGUGGUUCGAGCGCGUGUCCCUGAGCUGCAGCGAGCCGAACCCGGAGUUCGAGCGGAUGUCGCAGGUGUGUCUGUCGGAGGCGCCUGCUGCAGCAGCAGCAGCAGCAGCAGCAGCAGGUGUGGGGCCCCACAGCGUGCCCGUGGGCGAGUUCCAGCGCAUGUGCCUGCUGGCAGCAGAGCACCUGGGCUGUCUCUACCGCAGGCUCGCCGUGGACUACUUGCUGCUGGCCCCCCUGUCCCCAGAAGAACUUGCUGCUGCUGUUGCAGAAGGACUUAGUGAGAUUUUGGAAGAAGAGGACUCUGUCGCGGACUUAGUCAUUUCCAAGAGACUUCCUCACGGGGCUCUUCCUGUGCAUUCUCUCAAACAAGCAGUUCUCAACAAACUCCAGAAACUCCACAAAAUCCGAAAAAGAAACGCCCACAUGACGCUGCACUACUGCAUGCAAAGCCCCACGCUGCAGCAGCAGCAGCAAAUGGCGCAGCUGCUGCUGCCGCUGCUCAACGCCCACCGCAGCAGACUGCGUCUCAGUGCAGAAAAAGGAAUUCCGAUUCUCGCUCCUGAUGAACAUAUUUUGAUUUGGUUUUUCAUGGAAAUCUUCGCGAGAGAAAACAAACUUGUUGGAAAAGAAAGGCCCCUCAAUCUCUGGCGUUUUCCAGAACCCGCGGGGGCCCUCAACAUCCUCGACUGA